Schistosoma bovis is the source of this 2366-nucleotide messenger RNA. The record is from the annotation of a GenBank genome assembly. Lineage: Eukaryota; Metazoa; Platyhelminthes; Trematoda; Strigeidida; Schistosomatidae.
CUCUACUGUUCUGAGGAAAACAUUUGCAUGUGCUUGUGUAUUAGCAUUUAAAUUUUAUUGACCUAUUUUCAGAGUAUAUACAAGUCUAAUAAUCACAGAUUAUCGUUAAAUCCUUCCUGACGAAGAUGAGUUUGGUUCCAUUUAAACUGAUAAUGACGUGAUGAUGCACAUAAAAUCACACGUAUGAAGGUGAUUCCGUUUAGUUUGUUACUUUAAUAUAUGGUAGUUUCGAAAAUGUAUCAAUUAUACUAAUGAUGUAAUUCAAAUGAAAUACUUAUUCAAAUUUCAUAUACAAUUAUUCCGUGGUUAAUAACAGAUUUUGUUUAUUGGAUGGCAGUUAUUUUGAGUUCCACAUGUUCUUCAAUUGUACGAACGUGAAAGAAAAUUGUUAUGUACUUGUUUUUGAGGUUCAGGUUCUCUACAUGAACAGAUUAUAAUAUUCAACUUUACCACAACAGUAAAAAAAGUGAUGAACUCACAUAACUGGUUUAGUUUUGACCAAACAGUUAUGUUUACUGAACAUUCAAAAAAUUCCUCAUUCAAUGUUACAAAUGAUAACUUAAACCCAAUAACUUUUUUUCCAAACAACCAUGAAAUUUAUACAGAUUCGUUUCAUUCAAACUCAGCAAACUUUAUGCAUGAAGAAUUGAAGCAACAGGAUCAUUCAUUUAUUUCAACUAAGAAUGUUCAACGUUCUUAUGUAACGAAAAAACAUCAGAAAUGCACUACAUCUGACAAUGUUAGUUCGCAAUGUUUUAUUGAACCCUCAUUAGUUGUACCAACUGGUAUAAGACGUCGUGGUCCUAAAAAGAAGCCAGAUUCACAAGAACGUGUUGUUAGAAUGAAAAUGAGACGAGCUAGAGCUAAUGCACGUGAACGUAGCCGAAUGCAUGGAUUAAAUUCAGCAUUAGAUGCCUUAAGACAACACAUACCAUCUGCUUUAUUCGGUGGAUAUAUUUCCUUUGAUCUUGAUAAAAAAGAUGACACAACUAUCUGUACUACUCACACCAAUCAAAAACAAAAUGAAAGUAAUAAAUUAUUCUCGAAAAAUCACCAAACCAACAAUCCAAUAGAUCAAAUAAACAACAAUAAUAAUGUGAAUAAUUUUCAUCAAUUUGGUCAAAAAUUAAGUAAAAUUGAAACGCUUCGUUUAGCUUGUAAUUACAUUGGUCUUUUAGCUUCAAUAUUAAAUGAUAUACACUUUGAAUCGAUAACAGAUAUUAUAAAAUAUUUAUGUCAUGGUUUGUCACAAAUAACGACCAAUCAGAUUGCAGCUGCUUUACAAAGUGAUCCUUCUAGAUUAAUGAAGCAUCAUGUAUCUGAUAGUAAUGAAAAUAAGUUACCAUAUGAUCAUUCUUACAAAUCGUCAUCAUCCAUUUCAUCAUCACCAAUUGAUGAUGCUGAUGAUGAUGAUGUUAAUUAUACAAGAAAAAUUCAACAAAAUGUUAUAAGGUCAAAUUUAUUACAAAAUAAAUUGACCGAUGAACAAUUAAUGAACCAUUUAGAUUAUUAUUAUUCAAAUAAUGUUUCAUUGACCAUACCAACUAAUCAGUCUACAUCAAUUUCAAAUGUUAGUCAAUCUCUAGGAAAUUGUUCAUCAAAUUGUACAGAAUUAUUAAAAUCUCAUAAUGAUCUAUUAAAUAAUAAAUUGUAUGAAUAUGAAAAUGUUGUAUAUGAUUAUGAACAAUAUGAAAUGAAUGAAUAUAGUUUAACAAUUCCUUAUCUACCUACUCAUUAUAAUGAAAAUAAUGAUAAUAAUCAGUUAAAUGAAUCAAUGAAUCAUGAACAUUCGAUGAACAAGACAAAAUUACAAUUAAUUAAUAAUGAAGAAAUAAAUUUUAUUACUCCAUUAGAAACUAGUAAUUCAAUUCAUUAUUCAACUGAUUCAAAGGAACCAAUUUUAAAUUCAGAUCCUGAUCUAAGAUCUUAUUCAUAUUAUUGUCAUUAUCAUAAUUUAAAUGGUCAUUAUUAUGAUUCAUAUUGAGUAAUGAAUAUUACUACUUGUUAUUACGAUUAGUAAUUAUGAAAAAAAGGCUUUUUUUUAAUAUAAAGUAAUAUCGAAUUGGAUAAAUAUUAGUGAUAUUGUUAAUAAUAGUUGAAGUUAUCAUAAAUAACAUAAUACGAUCCAUGAUGUUCAUUCAUACAUUUCAAUUAUAUAAUGAUUAAUUUAAACAAAUCAUUCCAUUUCAUUCCUUCAAUUGAAAAAGAUCAAUAUUAACAUGAAUGAUUGUUUUCAUUCUUUGUAAUUGUUUCUUUUAAUUUUAUCAUUGAGUUAUUACUUUAUAUCAUUAAUUAUAAUUAUGAUUAAUAAUGAAGUAAUCUGUUAUUAUGACAUACUUACUUUACUUACUUACGCCUGUUACUCC